UAUGCUCAGACAGCUCUGCUGAGCGCUUGCGUGUCACUGGCUCUCUGUGCGGCGCACGUUACAGCAAUGGCGGGGAAGAGUUCCGUUAAUGAUUAAGCCCAUAUAUCCCAUAUUAAAUGUGUUCAUUGCAUUGAAUUCGAGAAGAACUGAACUGAAGUCCACCUAAGUGUGCCGACAGUGCCAGGACAGCAGAAGACUUCUUCACUAAAUCAUGGCUUUACCACGUGCGAUUGUUUGGCUGGGGGGUUGCAUGAAAUCUUUGGCAAGACGUCCUGCCCAGUCUUUAGCCCCUUGGUAUUCCGCGCGUGGAAUGACUUCUGCCAAACGCUGUCAGCACACAGCACCACAAUCCACAAGCUGUGCUUGGCAACUGCGAGAUGACUGCUUUGAGCUCCGGUAUGGUGGGUUAGUGAUGCACUUCGAUUACGUGUGGCUUCGUGAUCACUGUCGCUCAGCUUCCUGCUACAAUGCAAAAACCAAUCAGCGAAACCUGGACACCGCCAUUGUGGAACUGGCUAUCCGCCCCUCAAAAACAAGAGUGGAUGAAGAAUCCCUCUUCCUGACUUGGCCUGAUGGUCAUGUGACCCGAUUCAGCCUGGCCUGGCUGGCUGAGAACAGCUAUGAAGGGCAGAAGCAGAAUGCAGUCCAGCCACGCAUACUGUGGAACGCCGAGAUUUACACCAGUGCCAAAGUGCCUUCAGUCAGCUGUGAGAACUUCAUGAACUCUGAUCAAGAGCUGAAAAAAUUUCUGAAAGACUUCUUGCUUUAUGGCAUCGCUUUCGUGGAAGACGUGCCUGCAACUCUGGAAGCCACAGAGACAGUUGCUCAGCGAGUCAGUCUCAUCAGAGAGACCAUGUACGGUAGAGUGUGGAACUUCACCUCUGAUUUUUCCAGAGGGGACACUGCUUAUACUAAGCUUGCCUUGGAUCGUCACACAGAUACUUCUUAUUUCCAAGAACCAUGUGGGAUCCAGGUGUUUCAUUGUCUAAGACACGAAGGGACUGGUGGGAGGACUUUGCUUGUGGAUGGCUUUCAUGCAGCAGAUAAGGUUUUUCAGGAGACUCCAGACAACUUUGACCUGCUCACUAAAGUGCCCAUCAAACACGAAUAUAUUGAGAACGUGGGAGAGUAUCACAACCAUAUGAUUGGAAUUGGGCCAGUGCUCAAUGUCUACCCAUGGAACAAUGAGGUCUACAUGAUAAGGUACAAUAACUACGACCGGGCAGUAAUCAACACUGUUCCUCAUGAUGUGGUACAGCGCUGGUAUGUAGCACACCGAGCUCUCACCUCAGAGCUGAGAAAGCCUGAAAAUGAACUCUGGGUCAAGCUCAAGCCAGGAAAGGUUCUUUUCAUUGAUAAUUGGAGAGUUCUUCACGGUAGAGAAUCAUUCACAGGCCUGCGUCAACUGUGUGGCUGUUACCUCACCAGGGAUGAUGUUCUCAAUACAGCAAGAUCACUGGGACUCAAAGCCUAAGUCCCCCCAUCAAAAUUUCCAAAUGACAGCACUUACAGUACGAGCUUUAACAAACCAAAGCACUCCCUUAUCUUCACACUCACAUCCUAGAGAGUCGCGGCUUCUGCUGGCUUUUGUAAUGCCAGAGUGCUCAGGUUUUGAAUUAGUUUAACUGUUGAGUAAUUGGAUACAUAUAGUUUUUCUCUCCAGGUCUGCAAAUGUUUAAAUGCACCGUACAGUACCUGGAACAAAUUGCAUGUUUUAAUCAAUCACCUCAAGAAAGUAAUACAUACAAAUGUCUUUCUGCCUGAGAAAAUAAUACAUUUCCAUUUAAAACUAAAUCUAGAGACAUCUCUGCACUGUGGGGACUGACCUAAGAUCCCUGCCCUAAUCAAAAACUAGGCUAUACAUCUCAGCACUUUAACUGAUAAGAAAUAUCCAUCAAAAUAUCACUUGAAACAACACAGAAUUUCAAAUUUUUAUAAGUCUCAUUGUGUAAUGAUGAAAGCACUUGAAUGUCCAGAGGUCAGGUAGCUACAUGAAGAACUCCUUUAUCGCUUGCUUGCAGUAGAAUUUUCUAGAUUUGGGUAAGUGUAUCUGGAAAGCAAUAUUUAAAAAAGAGAAAAAAAAAGAUAUCCCAAGUGUCUGCUCUGAGACUAGACUGGUCUUUUUUAUUUUUGCUCAAUAAAAUUGAUUUUUUUAAUUAACAUUUUAAUGAAUGAGACCUACGGUAUAUGAAAUUUAUUUUAUUUUGUUUUUUUCAUUGUGCCUUACAUUGUAUUAAAAAUUGUGAACCGUCAUGUAAAACAUGCUAGACACUUCUGUCCAAUACAGCAUUUUAAGAUUCAUGAUUACUGGAAAGAAGUGAAAGAAGAAAUACUUUGUUCUUUUUUUGAAAAUAUUUUUCAUCUGUGAUAUGAAAGCUGUCUUCAUCAGGCAGAGUAAUCUGGAAUAAAGUAUUUCUGAGAAUUUUUAAAACACUAAAAAAAGCCAAUGCUGUUUUGACCUUUUUGCAUUACAAAAUCACAGAUUUUCCUCCUACGUACGUCACUGGGUCAUGAUUUCAUGUAUUUCUUAAGUGUAUGCUUCAUAUUCUAAAUAAAUCACAAACAGAAUGCCUGAAAAAUUCUAACAUUUCUUCCAGAAUCCAUGAAUUCAGAUUGCACUGUGGUAGCCAUUGCAGUCUAGCAGGUGAAAGCUUGUUCUCUUUCAAAGAUCGAAAACAGUCAUCACCAAUGGGGAUGUGCCAUGUCACUAAAAUUUGCUGGUCUAGUGUGCUGUAUCAAUCCAGAAUGUCCCUGCAACAUCACUCUGACCUGUCUGUUUUUCCUCUACAAUCCCAGUGAAAUUGUUUAAUCUGGGCCAUGGUUUGGAUUCUGCAGAUAACUGUUUACUUUCUGGAGCACUGCUGCCUUAUUAAUAUUGGGUUCUGUUUUUGUUUUUUGAACUCAUACGCCUUCUGUGUGGAGUCGGCAUGCUUUCCCCAUGUCGAUAUGGGUUCUACUUUCCUCCUAACUCUCUGAGACAUGCCGGCAAAUAUAAUUGGUAUUUCUAAAUUGUCCUUGUUUGCAAGUGACCCUGUGAAAGGCGGAUGUCCUGUCCAAGGUGUGGUCCUGCCUUGUGCCUUUUGCUUCCAGAUUAGACUUUGGGUAGGUGAGAAUGAGCAGCUGUCUGGUAAUUGGAGUUGGAUUUGCUGGACUAAGAUCAAGAGCACGAUUCUUUCCAUUCUCCAGGUUGAUAAUUACCAAUCUUUCUUUUGUUCUCGUAUUUGCUUUCCUUUUCUCUAUAACAGGCUUUCUACGUCAGACUUGAGCAUACUUCACCCAAGAGCUUUUUCUUGUAAAUAUGAGCUGGAUGCUCCGUUGUAGCUGUAGUACUCUACUCUUCUUCCACUUAACUAUUGUGUUGAAUCUGUCAAGUUGACCCUUGAUGACUCCUCUUGACUUUGACAUAGAUGGUUUUGUGACUACUGCAUGCACCCCUUGACUCAAGAAGUGCUAUUCUUCAAACCCUGCUUACUGACACUCCCUUUGCACUCACCUUAACCCUGCUGUCUUUUUCACCUGAAUAACACUGACUGUCUUUGACAGUGCCAAGAAUUAUUUUCAACUAAGGGCUAAUGGGAGUAUCUUGUCCAAGCUCCCUUCUUCCAAACUUGCCUUUGGUUUGGCAUUAAUUCAAUCAUGUGAUGCACACGUUUUUAUGCAUCCAUUGUCUAGUGAUUUUGUUAAAGAAAUAAGCAAAACAACAAGACAUGAGGAGGGGAAGAAUCUAUGAAGCUCCUUAAGCUUUCAGGUUUUUGUUUUUGCCCUCUGUGAAAUUUCAUCUUAAUUGACAUUGAAGCCCUUGUAUUUAUGUUGUUUUUUUUUAGCUGCUUGCUCACUACAGUAUGCUCCUGAGUCACAAUGCACCAGUUUACAGUGCUUUCAGGAUGACACCUAACCUGGCUUCUGAGUCUGGUUUUUUCAUAAAUUUGUGUUGUAUGAUACGGGUUCCUGCCAACUUAGGUAUGACCAACGCCUGUGCUUCCUGUCCCCAAGAGACAUACAGGACGUUUUCACCAGAGCACAAGCCAUUUCUGGUGUUCUCCUUGAUAGAACAUUCCUGGAUGAGAACUGCAUGACUCUUAUGUGGGUUUCUCCAUCUACAGUAUGUUACCAGGUUUUAUAAUCUCAAUACCAUAGAUGCUUUGACCUCUAUGAACCCCUCUGUCCCUGCUUCUUUUUGUCCCUGACAUUAACUAUUUAAUUAUUACACUUAUAUCCUUGGCUGACGUCCUUUCUUGAAAAGGAAUUAUAUUUUUUUUUACAUUCCAUAUUCUCGAGAUCACACUCUACUGGCCUCUGUUUCCUUCUAAAAAUGAAAUUGCAACAUCCUGGCUUCUGGAGAAAGAAGGAUGACCAAGAGUGACUUGCUCCAGUACAAUUGAAGUGAUUUUGGCAUAUUGUCUCAGCAAAACUCUGUGAAAUGGCACUUUCAAGUCUGUGAAGAAUCAAGGAAUCUUGUGUUUUUCUGUAUAUACAGUAUUACAUUUUAAUCAUCUGAAAUGCAAUCUCAGUUGCUUUUAAGAGCUAUUGGAAUAACUCGUUUAAAGGUUGUAUUCUGUCUCUUAUUUCUUAUCAACUGUGUUAAAGCUCAAAUUUUAAAAUAAAAAGCCACAUUAAACUUUUA
Molecule: messenger RNA, 4624 nt
Organism: Lepisosteus oculatus (spotted gar)
Lineage: Eukaryota; Metazoa; Chordata; Actinopteri; Semionotiformes; Lepisosteidae
Gene: tmlhe
Product: trimethyllysine hydroxylase, epsilon
Biological process (GO): carnitine biosynthetic process
Cellular component (GO): mitochondrion
Molecular function (GO): iron ion binding; trimethyllysine dioxygenase activity
Source: RefSeq, a predicted model, not a curated record